Molecule: messenger RNA, 5736 nt
Organism: Closterium sp. NIES-65
Lineage: Eukaryota; Viridiplantae; Streptophyta; Zygnematophyceae; Desmidiales; Closteriaceae
Source: the annotation of a GenBank genome assembly
AUGGCUACCCCUAGUGUCCUCGCUUUUGACGCUGAGGGUCGGGCCAUUGACUUUGAGGUCUGGGUAGAUGACCUGCAGCUGUUCUUACAAUGCGAUAGGGCAGACGGCCUCUCUCUCUUUGACCUUACCUCUGGCGCUUCCCCUGCCCCUGCUGCUGAUGCUGACGCCACGGUUCGCUCCCAGUGGGCCACGCGCGACGGUGCUGCACGUCUUGCUGUGCGUCGCCACCUCCCUACCUCUGAGCGUGCGCACUUUAGUCAGUACAAGAGUGCUCAGACCUUGUACGACGCUGUAGUCGCACGCUACUCCUCCCCUGCCACUGCUGCACUGAGCCUCACUCGCCUUCCUGACUCCCUUCGCGUAGUCAGGGACCACUUUCUCUCAAUCUGUCCCACCACACUCACUGUCGACCUCCUCGAGAAGGCCCUAGCAGCGGAGAAGAGUAUAGUCGCUGUAGGAGCCUCUCAAGGUGACCCGCGCACCCCCAUCUUUGAGGAGUGUUCCCCCUCCCCCCUGCUGCCCUCUGUUGCCUCUGCUGCUGCGGCCGACCUCCUUGGUCUUGAGUCGGUCGGUGCGGCGUCUGCCCCUAGCGGGAGACGCCGCACUGGCAAGGGCAAGGGGGGCACGGGAGCUGGAGGAGCGGGCGGUGGAGGUGGAGGUGGAGGCGGUGGGGGGAGUGGGGGUGGCGGUGGGAGUGGAGGUGGGGGUGGGGGGGUCGGCGGCGGAAGUGGAGGCAGAGGCGGCGGCGGCGGUGGCGGUGGGAGCGGAGGUGGCGGAGGAGGCGGCGGUGGAGGCGGCGGCGGAGGUGGCGGUAGUAGCGGAGGCGGCGCAGGCGGCGGAGGCGGUGGGGGUGGCGGUGGAGCCGGUCGCGGGUCUUCGCAGAGGGGUGGCUCCGGUGGUGCCUCGCGCCAGCCGCUGCAGCGCGGUCGUGGGACCCUGUCCCCUCAGCAGCUCCGUGAGUGGUACACUGCACGCCAGCGGGGUGGGGGUUUUGGUCCGUGCACCUACGUCCUGCGCACCGGCGUCCGUGUGGGUGAGCAGUGUGGGGGUGCACACCCCGCCCAGCGCUGCUUUGGUCGCCUGACGGACGCGUGGCGUCACCAGUUCCCAGAGGCCUCAGAGAUCCCUCGCUGGGGCGAGCUGUCUAGGGCGGGUGUUGCCAUCUUUGAUCUUGACUUUGAUGCUAUUCUCUCUGCCAUGUAUGCUGUGUCUAUUAGUGAUGAGGGUGACUAUUACCGGUGUUUCUCGCCCGAUCCGGGCAUUGAGACUACUGCUCUAGGUACUGGUGCGGCUGCUGCCCUAGGUGCUUGUGACGCUCCUGCUCUAGGUGCUAGUGUGUCUGCGUCCUCAGGUACUGGUGAGUCUGCGCUCUCAGGUACUACGUCGGCUUCGGCCUCCCUCACCUUCACCCUUGACUCUGGGGCGUCUCGCUCCUUCUUUCGGGACCGCACCACACUCACACCGCUGAGUCGGUCGGUUGCUGUGUCUCUGGCUGACCCCUCAGGGGGUCCUGUCCUUUCUCGCUUCUCCACAGUCCUCCCGUGUCCGGCGGCUCCCUCUGGCACCCUGUCUGGUCUCUACCUCCCCUCGUUCUCUACGAACCUGGUGAGUGGUGCUGAUCUACAGGAUGGGGGAGUGCACCAGUUCACUCCUGCGCGUCAGCGGGUGACGCACUGUACAGAGGCUAGCACAGGCCGGCACCUGGCUGCGUUUACCCGUCAGCCGGGGUCAAGCCUGUACACACUGACCACUGCGUCUCCUCCCGUUACUGAGUCUGGUAGAGUCACUUCGUCCGGUCAGGUGUUUGCUGCAGCGUCCAGGUCUGGUCCUGAGUCUGCCCCCUGUUCGUGUCGUCUCUUGUCUCACGAGACUCUCCUCCGGCACCACCGUCUUGGUCACCCCUCUAUGCUUCAGUUCAGGGGCAUGGCCUCCCGUCUUCUUGUGUUUGGUCACCCCCGGUCCCUCCCUCCCCUUCCUCAGGGCCCUGGCCCUGCCUGUGUCCCCUGUGUCAAGGGGCGCCAGCGGGCUGCCCCUCACGCCUCCCAGUUUCCUCCGACAGAGGCCUCGUUGCAGACGCUUCACAUGGACGUGUGGGGCCCAGCCCGCGUCCGUGGACAGGGUCACGAGCGCUACUUCCUGCUCGUUAGUGACGACUACUCGCGUUACACCACAGUCUUCCCCUUGCGCAGCAAGGGUGAUGUCACUGAGGUGCUGAUCGACUGGAUCCGCACAGCUCGUCUCCAGCUCACGCAGAGCUUUGGCUCGGACUUUCCUGUUCUGCGUCUGCACUCGGACAGAGGCGGAGAGUUCUCCUCUGGCCUUCUGCGAGCCUACUGUCGUGCACGAGGCAUCCGUCAGACCUUCACGCUUCCGGAGUCACCGCAGCAAAAUGGGAUUGCUGAGCGCCGCAUUGGCAUGGUCAUGGACGUCACUCGUACGUCUAUGAUGCAUGCGGAUGCCCCCCAUUUUCUGUGGCCGUUUGCGGUCAGGUACGCGGCGCAUCAGAUCAACCUUCACCCCAGGGUCUCCAGGCCGGAGACCUCCCCAGCCCUGCUGUGGACGGGGAAGGUUGGCGAUGCGUCGGCCUUCCGGGUCUGGGGAUCUCGGGCGUUUGUCCGCAACUUGUCUGCGGACAAACUGUCCCCUCGCGCUGCUCCUUGCGUCUUCCUGGGGUUCCCCCCCGACGCGUCUGGGUGGCAGUUCUACCACCCCACCUCUCGCCGUGUUCUGUCCUCCCAGGACGUCACGUUUGACGAGUCGAUCCCCUACAACCGCCUCUUCCCCUACCGCACUCCGUCCCUCCCCCCGCCCCCGCUCUUCCUUGUACCAGGUCCCCCCCCGGUAGACCCCCUCCCCCCUCAGGGUCCUGCCCCUUCAGGUGUGUCCCAGGUAGACGCAGUCGAGCCUAUCGAGGUCACUGGUGACUCUGGUGCUGCUGAGGGUGCUGAGCCCAGGGGUGCUGAGAAUGGGGGUGCUCAGACUAGGGGUGCUGAGCCUGGGGGUGCUGGGCCUGGGGGUGCGGAGCCUAGGGGUGCCGAGCAUGGGGGUGCUGGGCCUAGGGGUGCGGAGCCUAGGGGUGCUGAGCCUGGGGGUGCUGAGCGUGGGGGAGCUGAGCCUGGGGGUGCUGAGCCUGGGGGUGCUACGCCUGGGGGUGCUGAGCCUUGGGGUGCUGGGCCUGGGGGUGCUGAGCCCGGAGGUGCUCUUCCUGGAGGUUCUCCGGGUGCUUCGUCUCGCCGGGAGCCACUCUCCCCACUGGAGCUGCGCGAGUGGUUUGCCCGGCGCUGGAGCCGUGCUGCUGGUGCUGGAGGUUCGUCGGCUACUGAAGGUGCUGCUGUCGCGGUUCCCGGAGGUGCUCGUCCUGGGAGUACUGGAGCUGCUGGGCCUGCAGGUUCGACUGGAGUUGGUGCUGCUGAGGGUGUUGGCGCUGAGACUACCACUGGCGGUCCUGCUGGGGGUGCUCCUGGUGCUGCUGGAGGUUCUGGAGCUGCUGGUGGUGCUGCUGGAGCGGGUACUCCUGCUGGGGGUACUGGUGCUGUCCCUGCUGCUUCUGGCGUCGCCACGCGGCCUCGGCCGUACUUCGUUCCACUCCUGCAGCAGUUUCUUGGUCGUCCACCUUCUACUGGUCCUCCUCCUCCCUUAGAGGGUCCACAGCCUGUCCCGUCACAGUCACAACUACAGCCUGCCUCCCCUUUGCCUGCUCCUUCUCCCUACGCUGGUCCUACUGGAGGUCUUACUGAGCGUCGUGAGCCUGCGUCUCGUCCUGCGUGGCCUGUUCGUGCUGCUCGCGCUAGUGGUCGCGGUUCGCGUCAGCGUCCUCCUCCUGUCCCUGGCACGCACCGGAUGUCUCUACGUCCGUCUACUGCUCCUCUGCGUGCCCCUUUGCCUUCUCCUCCUGAGUCCUCUCUUCCUGCACUUGCCGACCCGGAGUCGGACUCUCUUCGUGCUGCCAGUCCUACUGUCACGCGUCUCCUGGCUACUGUCGUCACUGACCCUUCUUUCGAGUCUACUGCUGCGUCUGCUCUCGUUACUGAGCUCGUCGACUUUGCUGCUCGCUGUCGCCUAGACUACGCUACUAGUCGUGUUGCUGAGUCUGCGUCUGUCUGUCCUCCGUCUGUCGGGGGUAAGUGUGCCCUUGGCACGGACGUCCUUGAGGACAGGCAGGAGGAGUUCCAGUAUCUGGCAGCUGCUUCACCUCAUCUCGUGUCCGUACUGCUUACCCCUGAGGGAGACCCGGAUGCACUUGACAUCCCGACUCCGCGCUCUUACGCGGAGGCGAUAGAGGGUCCCUACUCCUCUCAGUGUGGCAUGUGGAUCUUCAGGGUGAAGCGGCCGCCGGGCUCUCCGCCUGUCUUCAAGGCGCGUUACGUGGCUCGUGGCUUCAGACAGCGGCAGGGAGUUGACUACUUUCAGACCUUCUCCCCCACCCCAAAGAUGACCACUCUUCGGGUACUGCUGCACGUUGCUGCACACCGUGACUACGAGCUGGACUCUCUUGACUUCAACACUGCUUUCUUGCAGGGCAGCCUGCACGAGGAGAUCUGGCUGCGCUGUCCACUUGGCUUCACUGGGUCUUUCCCUCUUGGUACCCAGUGGAGUCUCCGGCGUCCAGUCUACGGUCUCCGCCAGGCGCCACAUGAGUGGCACGACACACUGAGGACUACACUUGCGGCUCUUGGGUAUGCUCCUUCUUCUGCCAACCCGUCGCUGUUUCUGCGCACCGACACCUCUCUGCCGCCGUUCUACAUCCUCGUGUACGUCGACGACUUGGUCUUUGCCACAGCUGACACUACUAGACUCGCCUACGUGAAGUCCGAGCUGCAGAAGAGACACACGUGCACAGACCUGGGUGAACUGCGGAGCUACCUUGGCUUGCAGAUCACCCGGGACAGAGCACGCCGCACCAUUACCUUGACUCAGUCACACAUGGUGCAGCAGGCCCUUCAGCGCUUCGGCUUCACGUACUCCUCGCCUCAGGCCACUCCUCUGCCUACUCGCCACUCACUCUCAGCUCUGCCUUCGGAUGAGUCCGUAGAGUCAAGUGGCCCGUAUCCAAAGCUCGUUGGCUGCCUCAUGUACCUGAUGACCUACACACGACCUGACCUUGCAUACCCUCUUAGCAUUCUUGCACGCUAUGUUGCUCCUGGGAGACACCGACCAGAGCACAUGGCUGCAGCGAAGAGGGUGUUGCGCUACUUGUGCAGUACGUCGGGCAUGGGGCUAGUGCUUAGAGGGCGUAGUCCAGUGGUCCUCACUGGGCACGCGGACGCUUCUUGGGCUGACGACCAGGCUACGCAGCGGUCAUCACAGGGUUACACCUUCAGCCUUGGUUCCGGCUCUGUUUCGUGGCGGGAUACUCGCUCGUCUUCUGUUCUCGGCUCCAGUUGUGAGGCUGAGAUCUACGCCGGGGCCAUGGCAGCCCAGGAGCUUCGCUGGCUCACCUACCUUCUGACCGACCUUGGAGAGCCGCCUUGUUCUCCUCCAGUCCUGUACGUAGACAACAAGGCCAUGCUGGCCUUGUGUCGAGAGCAGCGACUGGAGCACAGAACAAAGCACAUUGCUCUUCGCUACUUCCUUGCUCGUGAGCUACAGCAGCGAGCUCAGUUGCGGCUUGCGUACGUGGCUUCUGAGGCCAACACUGCUGAUGUUUUCACCAAGGCACUUGCGCCUUGUGAUCAUCAGCGCUUCUGUACUCAGCUUGGUCUUGUACCUGUCUUGCCUCACUUGCUCACUUCUUGA